AUGGCGAACCUGCCAACGACGAAGAGCAUCCCGGGCAAGGAGACGCCCGGCCUGCGGUACCCCUCCAACGGCAAGACAAUCUACCACCGGCCCCUGAACCGCACAAAGACGGCCGAGCUGAGCCAGUCCAGCUUCGCCUACCUCUUUAGCGAGAUGGUCUCGUACGCCCAGCGCAACGUAAAGGAUAUUUCCGAGCUCGAACAACGAUUAAACAUCCAAGGCCACUCAAUAGGCCUCAAACUCCUCGACCUCCUCCUCUUCCGCGAACCUCCGCGGACCCAGACCCGGCCCCUCACAAUCAUCACCCUCCUCCACUUCAUCAAGCAGUCCUGCUGGCAGCACCUCUUUGGCCGACAAGCCGACCGCCUCGAAAAAUCCGCCGACCCGGCCAAGCCAGACGAGUACAUGAUUAUCGACAACGAGCCCCUCGUCAACGCCUACAUCUCCGUACCGCGCGAAAUGUCCCAGCUCAACUGCGCCGCCUACGUCGCGGGUAUCGUCGAGGGGAUUUGUGAUGGUGCGGGUUUCCCCGCGCGGGUGAGUGCACAUAAUAUUGCCGCGAAAGAUGAGCACGAGAUGUGGCCUGGCAAGACGGUGUUUUUGGUAAAGUUUAGGCCUGAAGUGUUGGAGAGGGAGGGCUAUCUUGGGAAGAGCUGA
Molecule: messenger RNA, 657 nt
Organism: Colletotrichum acutatum
Lineage: Eukaryota; Fungi; Ascomycota; Sordariomycetes; Glomerellales; Glomerellaceae
Product: transporter particle component
Exons: 2
Coding region: 1-657 (218 amino acids)
Biological process (GO): endoplasmic reticulum to Golgi vesicle-mediated transport
Cellular component (GO): TRAPPIII protein complex; TRAPPI protein complex; TRAPPII protein complex
Source: RefSeq, a predicted model, not a curated record